CAUCAUCAUCACCGAUCGACGAGGCGACACACACAAAACGCGACUUGUCGUCGAGUGCAACAGAGAGGAGGCGAAAAAAAACUAUCGCGAAAAAAGAGGAAACGUUACGACGGGAGACGUAUUACUUUGGCUGGUUGCUUUUGCUUCUGCCGAAGGAAAAGUAGAUUAUCGCAGUGAUGUGAAUGGAAGUUUGAGUUGUGCGGAAAAUCGCUAAUUUCGACCACUGGCAGUCGGCAGAAGCCCGAGUUCAUCGUUUGUGUAAGAUUAUUGUCCCACAGGAGGACGAGGAGAGCGAGGCUGUGACAAUUCUCGCCAAUAAUCUUCAUUUUUUUUGUGUUGUUUCCUUGAAUCUCUUCACUCUGAAAGAAGUGACCAGAUUCGGAGUGGAGAUACGGUACAAUUCUUGCAUUGCCGAAAUUGUUGUGUUGGGAGUCUGUGGGGAUAAUCGGUGGAAAAUAUUGGACCUUUUGUGCGAUCGAAACCAGCGGGUGGCCUACCGUAUUGGAAGGAACGCAGGAAAAAUCGUCAGUGAGAGUGUUUUCUCGGUACAGUAAAAGUAAUUUUCAAUUCGUCACUCUGCAGCAGAGGGAUAAAAACGAGUGGGUGCUGAAAGAGUGAACAACAAAAAAAAUAAACCUGAAACCAACAAGAAGAGUCGUUCUAAAUUUAUCACGCGAAAAUCAGAAGGCGAAAACAAGGAAAAAUAGUUUCCCUUCUGGUUUCGGAUAGCUUUUUUUUCCUGCCGAGCUUCGUGCGAACACCAGGAAUCCGUGUGAACAUUGGGUGUUUUUGAGCAGCCCAGCAGGUUCCCUCCCGGAAGCGGUGUAGUGGGGAACUGUGAUUCGGGGCAGCUGGUGCUGGUGGUGGUGGUGCGUCUGUACGGGUUGUUGUUUGUUGUUGGGGGGCAGCGUUUGGAAACGGAACCAACACGGCGAGAAAGCAGCGAAGGCGGCGGCAGCAUCAUCAUCACGGAUAAUGAAGAGGAGAAAUGCCGACUGUGGCAAGAUUCGGCGACCCAUCAAGAGGAAUAAAAUAGCAGAACAGAUUGGAAGCAACACACUGCUAUACGUGAAAUUCUUGCUGCUAUGGGCGUUCGUAAUCACCGCUGACUUUCUACUCGAGUUCCGUUUCGAGUUUCUGUGGCCAUUCUGGCUGCUCCUGCGUUCAGUUUAUGACUCGUUCAAAUACAAAGGGCUGGCUUUCUCGGUCCUGUUCGUCUGCAUAGCCAUCACAUCCGAUUUAGUGUGUUUGUUUUUCAUCCCAGUGCAGUGGCUGUUUUUUGCGGCCAGCACCUACGUCUGGGUGCAGUAUGUUUGGCACACAGAUAAAGGAAUCUGUCUGCCGACCAUCAUCCUGUGGAUAUUGUUUGUCUACCUUGAGGCGGCCGUCCGAUGGAAGGAUAGUCGAAACAUACCACAUCUAGAUCUCUGCCGGCCGUUCGCGGCCCACUGCAUUGGGUACCCCGUGGUGACGCUCGGGUUCGGCUUCAAAAGUUACGUUGGCUAUCGAAUAAGGCAACGCAAGCAGCGUGAGGUGGCCAAGGACAAUGACUUCUAUAUGCAGCUGCUGCAGGAAGCUCUGCCCAAGGAUGAAUCCGCCGCGAAUCAUGUUGGAGUGAGUGACUCGAACACAGCACCCGAUCAGCAAGAUCACCAACUGUCGCCGGCUCAGCAGAAGGAGCUAUCCGUGACGGCGACUGUUCAAAGCAACAGUGGUAGCAAUUGUAGCAACAACACCAGCAGCAGCAGUAGUGGAGCAGGUGGAGGUGGAGGCACUCAUAGCAUACAUCACCACCACAACAACAAUAGUAAUAAGAAUGCUCAAAACCAUAACAAAUCACAGAGCAAUGUAACGCCCUCGAGUCAUGUUAAUGGCCACGCUGUUGGGGGGUCAAAUGUGACGACGCCCAGCAAUAAUGGGGGAAACAGCGGAAGUAGCACGAUGAACGGUGGUGUCAACCACACAAAGCAUCUGCAUCGGAAGAGCCUGGAUAAGGAGGGCUCCAGUUCAAUUUGCGGGAAGGCCAACAAUUAUUCAUAUCAUCAGAAUAAUAACAGUAAUAGCACAAAGGAAAGCUCGCGAUCGAAUGAUAGUUCUCAUACGAACGGUGCUGUCAUGUCUCCGAAGGAGAAAAAAGACUGUGACUCAACGGGUCAAAAGACCCAUUUUGAUAGUCCCGUUUCAGCUGGCUCGCAAACAAGCAGUAGCAAUAACAAAUCUACGCAAGUGAACGAAAACAACAACAGCCACGAGAGCGGGGGAGGUCGUAAUAAAAACCAGCAGCAGAACGGCCACGUUGUCAACUACGAUAUGGAACUUCAGCAGCAACAGCAACAGCAGCAGCAGAAUAACCACAUCGAAAAUGACACUCCACCCGAACCGAAAACUAGUCGAUCCGGACGGAAGAAUCGCGUUAAACAGAAGGAAAACACUAACCAUCUGGCGGCGGUCCGGAUGGCAGCCACCCUCGCGUUAGCUUCCUCCAUAACUACUUUAACAACUACGGCUGCGACGUCGUCGACGGUGACUACGACAACUUCGACACUAACUUCCAAAGACAAUCACUUGCCACAUAGUAAUGAGCAGCAGACUCCGGCCGGAAACGGUUCUGUUUCGAACAAUACUCAAAGCGGUGGCGUCAAUAGCAGCAGCAGCAGCAGCAGCAACGGUAACAGCACUUCAACGACGACCAACUCGUGUGUCUCAACCACGACGACUGCAACGGUUGCCUCUCAGUCGGUGCCGGUGAGCAAAGUGUGCGAAUCUUGUAGCCGACUCGAGGCGGACGGAAAGAAGCUACGCUCCGAAAUUAGCAGCCUGAAGCAGAGCGAAAACGAGACGCGCCAACGGUACGAAUCUAGCAACAAUAACAUGAAGUCGUGUUUGCAGGCAAAACAGAAAGAGUGCGAUGAGCUGCAGAAUCGAUACCAAGAUUUGUCCAGCCAGCGCCAGCAGGAACGCCAGAAUCUCCAGACGGUAGAGCGACGACUUGGCGAAGAACGACGCCACCGGCAGUCGUUGGAAUCUCAGCUGCAGAAUGAGCGCAAACAUCGGAAGCAGGCGGAAGAGAAAGCGGCUCGUGCCGAGUGCGGCGAGCAGUGCAAGCUCAAGCGCCAGCAGAUGGACAUGGAGAUUCAGAAGCUAAGGCGAGAUCUGAUCAACUCGGAGGACGCGAAGCACAAUGCCGAGAAGCAAAAUCGCAACAUCGAGCAGGAGAUGCGUAAAUUUGAGGUGCAGUUAAGAAACCGCGAGUCUCAGCAAGGUACCGAGGUGCUGAUGUCUGCGUUGGCUGCAAUGCAAGACAAGAACGCUACUUUGGAGAAAAAUUUGUCCGCUGAAACCAGAGUCAAGCUGGACUUAUUCUCGGCUCUCGGCGACGCAAGACGGCAACUGGAAAUCACUACCGGUUCACUCCGUUCCAAGGAAAAGGAGAUUUUAGACUUGAAGGCAAAGAUCGUCCAACUGCUGGCAGUGAUGCCGGCGAUGCCAAACGAAUCGCUCUGCAUGACCGGUCCCGGUCCGUCCCCGAACGGGGGUGGAUCGAUGAUGCGAUUAACGGAUGCUCCGCAGCUAUUGCCACAAUCCGCACUGAAUGGCAUCGCCGGUCAACCCAGUCCGAUGUCGCACAUCGUGAUGAACAAUCCGCCAUUGAUCAGUCAAUUAGCCAAUCUGGGCGUGCUGACAUCCACGAUCACGACAUCAGCAGCUGCCGCCAUGUCCGGGCCAUCGAUAAACGUUGUUUCCGGGGGCGGAAUGAUGCCAUCUUCGGUUCAGCAAACGGUCCCGGGAGCUGUGGUGGCAACGUCUGCUGCGGAUGUUGUCGGUUCCAACGGCCAAAUAGUACAAAUGCAAAAUUCAAACAACUGUCCCUCCAAUCUGGAUCCAAAUGCGUCGGUUUAUACGCCCAAGAACUGCUCGUCUAUGGUCGGUGGCACCGAGGCCUGACCGGCGGCCAUGGAAUUGCAACAAUUCCUUCCGAUCAGCAGUAAUAGCACACCCUAUCCGGGUCUCGAUCUACUCAGAAAUUCUGGCAACACCCAGUUCACUUCAACACAAUCUCUCAUGCAGCAAACACAACAACAGCAGCAGGGUCAUCCAUUCUCCUAAGAAGGACUCCCACACCAGUGUUUCACUUUGAUCUCAAAUCUCUGUCCGGAUUCGGCGAAACGUUCCUACCCACUGUGUGUUGUAACCAACAUGACGAACAUGCAGAACUGUUGCGUAUCUUGCUGAAAAAGAAUACCGUGCAAAUUUUAAAGAAACUCACGCUCUGCUCUUUAUAUAUUUUUUAAUUUGAAUCAACUGAAGUCACUCUUUGUAAGCCCGAUUAAUUUCCUUAAUUUUGAAAUGAACGAUACUCGUUACAAUGUA
Messenger RNA from Toxorhynchites rutilus septentrionalis, 4371 nucleotides. Its product is annotated as macoilin. Lineage: Eukaryota; Metazoa; Arthropoda; Insecta; Diptera; Culicidae. Gene Ontology annotation, molecular function: microtubule binding. Gene Ontology annotation, cellular component: rough endoplasmic reticulum membrane; nuclear membrane. The transcript has 8 exons. The record is from RefSeq and is a predicted model, not a curated record. The coding region runs from base 976 to 3945 and encodes 989 amino acids. Gene Ontology annotation, biological process: chemotaxis; neuronal signal transduction.